UUUACUAUUUUUUUUUCAUCUUUCUUUCUUUCGUCGGCGCAUCUCUCUAGCCAUUUCGCCCCCCGCCUCGACGGCCCUCGCGGAGGGAAAAUAACCUAAACCUAGGGUUUACGCCGGCCGCGCCGGCGAGCGUCGCAAUAGGGCUGGAUUGCUUCUGCUUCCUGCUCCAGAUCUCUGCGAGUCCGUUAUUCACCGAUCGGGGACGGGUAAACGAGCCGGGUUGGUUGUCGAGUAGCGGUUGAGGCGAUGGCUGCGGCCUGGCUGGAGGACCUUUAACUGGAUGGCGCUGGGAGAUCUGAUGUCGUCCAGGUUGUCCGGGUCGUCGCCGUCCGUUUCGCAUCAUUUGGAUGAGUUCUCUGGCCGGGAGGAUGGGGAAGACGAAGUGGGAGAGAGGGAGCUGGAGGCGGCGCAGCCAUCUGGGAGCAACUUGCAGGUGACGGCUGCUGCUGCCGAAGGCAAUAGCAUGGUGUACUUGACUCAGACAGUCGUUCUCUCGGAAUUUCUGCAUGAAGGUUUCGAGGAUUGCACGGAGGUAGGGCCUUCAGACAACGGGUUGGUGUCGAAGUGGCGGCCCAAGGACCGGCUUAAAACGGGUUGUGUAGCACUCGUGUUAUGUUUAAAUAUUGGUGUGAACCCGCCUGAUGUUAUAAAAAUAUCUCCUUGUGCCCAGAUGGAGUGUUGGAUAGAUCCUCAUUCUAUGGCUGCUCCAAAAGCUCUUGAAACAAUUGGAAAGGCAUUGCAUGCUCAGUAUGAAUGUUGGCAGCGUCGGCAACAGGUUCGUUAUAAGCUUCAACUUGAUCCCACAGUGGAGGAAGUGAAGAAGCUUUGUAAUACUUGCCGGAAAUAUGCUAAGUCAGAAAGGGUUCUCUUUCAUUAUAAUGGGCAUGGAGUGCCUAAGCCUACAGCAAAUGGAGAAAUUUGGGUCUUCAACAAGAGUUACACACAAUAUAUUCCAUUACCUAUCAAUGAGCUCGACUCAUGGCUUAAGACACCUUCAAUCUAUGUGUUUGACUGCUCUGCAGCAGGGAUGAUUGUCAAAGCCUUUCUAGAGCGCCAAGAUUGGAAUACCUCUGCUGCAUCUGGUUCCUCAUCAAAGGAUUUUAUUAUGCUUGCUGCUUGUGAAGCACAUGAGACUCUUCCUCAAAGUGUUGAAUUUCCUGCUGAUGUGUUCACAUCCUGCCUCACUACACCUAUAAAAAUGGCAUUGCGUUGGUUUUCCUCUCGAUCUUUACUUCGUGAUUCUCUCAACUACUCUCUUAUCGAUCAAAUUCCUGGGCUUCAGAAUGAACGAAAGACGCUUCUAGGGGAGCUGAAUUGGAUUUUUACUGCUGUUACCGACACAAUUGCAUGGAAUGUCCUUCCUCGUGAUCUUUUCCAGAGACUGUUUAGGCAAGACCUGUUAGUUGCAAGUCUCUUUCGCAAUUUCUUACUUGCUGAGCGAAUUAUGAGAGCUGCUAACUGCUCUCCUAUUUCAUAUCCAUUGUUGCCACCAACUCAUCAGCAUCAUAUGUGGGAUGCAUGGGAUAUGGCUGCUGAAAUUUGCUUGUCUAAACUUCCACAGUUGAUUGAUAAUCCAAAUGCUGACUUCCAGCCAAGCCCAUUCUUUACAGAGCAACUGACAGCUUUUGAGGUGUGGCUGGCCCAUGGCUCCAAACACAAGAAACCACCAGAACAGCUUCCAAUAGUUCUUCAGGUUCUACUGAGCCAGUCUCAUCGAUUCCGUGCAUUGGUCCUCUUAGGAAAAUUCCUUGAUAUGGGACCUUGGGCUGUGGAUCUGGCGUUGUCUGUUGGCAUCUUUCCUUAUGUCUUAAAGCUUUUACAAACCACUGCUACUGAAUUGCGACAAAUACUGGUCUUCAUUUGGACCAAAAUUCUUGCUCUUGACAAGUCUUGUCAGGUAGAUCUGGUGAAAGAUGGUGGUCACACAUAUUUUAUCAGGUUUCUUGAUAGCAUGGAUGCCUAUGCUGAGCAGCGAGCAAUGGCUGCUUUUGUCUUGGCAGUUGUAGUGGAUGGACAUCGGCGGGGACAAGAAGCAUGUAUUCAAGCAAAUUUGAUAAAUGUGUGCCUGAAGCAUUUACAAAUUGCUAAUCCAAGUGAUGGGCAAACUGAACCUUUACUUCUCCAAUGGCUUUGUUUAUGUCUGGGAAAGCUCUGGGAAGAUUUUCCGGAAGCACAAAUCAUAGGUUCUCAUGCAGAUGGACCAGCAACUAUUUUACCUUUAUUGCUGGAGCCACAGCCUGAGGUUAGAGCUUCUGCUGUUUUUGCUUUGGGGACUCUUAUUGAUGUUGCAUCUGUCACAUUUGAUGAUGGGCAUAGAGUUGAUGAGGACUUUGAGGAUGAUGAAAAGUUAAAGUCCGAGUUGAAUAUCAUUAAAAAUCUUCUACAACUUGCUGUGGAUGGAAGUCCUUUGGUGAGGGCUGAGGUUGCUGUAGCUCUUGCACGCUUUGCCUUUGCUUACAACAAACCUCUUAAGUUAACUGCUGCUGAAAAUUGGAAGCAUCUGAGCUCUUUGCCAUCUCUGGCCAGCAUAAAUCAUCCUAACAGCUUAUCACCCAGUCAAUUUAUGCAGUCAGGAAGGACCAUCGCACAUAGUGGUCUUGUAUUAAGAGGUAACCGUGAGAAUAAUACAGCUGGUAGAGAAGGAAGGAUAUCCAGAAGUAGUCCUAUUUCAUCGGUUGGCAUAAUGCAUGGCUCUCCACUGUCUGAUGAUUCUUCUCAUCAUUCUGAUUCUGGGAUACUGGCCAAAGAAAUUGGUAGUAAUGGGGUCCUUAAUUGCUCUAGAGCAAGACCUUUGGAUAAUGCUUUAUGUUCUCAGUUUACUAUGGCUUUGUGUAACAUGGCAAAGGAUCCUUCUCCUCGUGUUGCAAGCCUUGCCCAAAGAUCACUCUCCAUAAUUGGUGUUGAACUAGUGGUUACUAAAGCUCCAAGGUUAGGCGUACACCCGGGAGAUUCUUCUGUUCCAUCUCGCACUUCUAAUCUUCCUGGAUUGGCACGUUCAUCCUCAUGGUUUGACUUGAAUGCUGUUAAUGCAGGUCAGAUAUCUGUGGCAUUCCGAACCCCUCCGGUCAGCCCUCCUCGUCAAAAUUAUAUGGCAGGACUGCGCCGAGUAUGCUCUCUGGAGUUCAGGCCACAUCAACUAAAUUCUCCAGAUACUGGAUUAGCUGAUCCACUUCUAGGAGCUGCUGGAUUGUCUGGUGGUUCUGAACGUAGCUUACUUCCACAUUCAACUAUUUAUAACUGGAGUUGUGGUCAUUUUUCUAGACCGCUUCUUGCUGGAGCUGAUGACAAUGAAGAAACUAUUUCUAGAAGAGAAGAAAGAGAGAGAAUUGCUUUAGAUUGCAUGGUUAAGUGCCAACAUUCUUCUAAUGUAAAACUUGCCAAUCAAAUUGCUAGCUGGGACACCAAGUUUGAAACAGGCACGAAGGUUUCAUUGCUCUUGCCAUUUUCUCCAAUUGUAGUUGCUGCUGAUGAGAAUGAACAUAUCAGGGUAUGGAAUUAUGAAGAAGCUACUUCUUUGAACAAUUUUAAUAAUCAUGAAUCAUCUGAUAGAGGGAUAUCCAAGCUCUCCCUAGUGAAUGAAUUUGAUGACAGCUUGCUUCUAGUUGCUUCAAGUGAUGGAAAUGUUCGUUUUUGGAAAAAUUUCACAGUAAGGGGAAAACAGAAACUUGUAACAGCAUUUUCUUCAGUCCUAGGUCAUCGGAGUGCAGCUCGUGGUACAUUUGCAGUUGUUGACUGGCAGCAACAGUCUGGCUAUUUGUAUGCUUCUAGUGACACAUCACCUGUCCUGCUUUGGGAUCUGGACAAAGAACAGCUAGUUAACUCCAUCCCAUCAUCCUCUGACAACUGCAUAUCAGCAUUGUCUGCUUCUCAAGUUCACAGUGGUCAAUUUGCAGCUGGCUUUGUUGAUGGCACUAUCAGGAUAUAUGAUAUCCGCACUCCUGAAAUGCCGGUCUGCACUGCUCAACCUCAUACACAGAAGGUGGAGAAGGUUGUGGGAAUUGGGUUUCAGCCUGGAUUUGAUCCAACUAAGAUUGUCAGUGCAUCGCUUGCAGGAGAUAUACAGUUCUUGGAUUUCAGAAACCAAUCCGAACCAUAUCUUACCUUCGAUGCACAUAGGGGCUCUCUUACUGCCUUGGCAAUUCAUCGACAUGCCCCAAUUAUUGCGAGUGGUUCGGCUAAGCAACUUGUGAAGGUUUUCAGCCUAAAUGGAGAACCGCUAGGCAUGAUCAGAAAUUACCCCACUUUCAUGGCUCAGAGAAUAGGUUCUGUUAGUUGUCUUACUUUCCACCCGUACAAAGUACUCCUUGCUAUUGGUGCAGGGGAUGCCUGUGUAUCUAUUUAUGCAGACGACAGUUACCAAACAAGAUAACUUGCUUUGCAUACACAAUCCUUCAGACCUCUGAUCAAGGAACAUUGAUUGCAAUUUGAUAAUCAAGGAGAUGGUAACGGCACCUGCUGCAGAUCGUCACGUUUGGCUGCAUAAGCCUGCUCUUCAUGUGAAAUUUGUAUCUUACAAUGUUCAUUAGCCUCUAAAGAGGAUCACACUUCGUCAGAAUUCCUGCAUCGCAAUUGGAGGCUCUCACUAAUAAUCAUCUUUAGGUAAAAAGUUGUACAUAAUUCCUUUUUUAUGUUUAUGCUUCUUUUAUUUUCUUAUUUAUAUUUUUGAUCAUUUUCUUGCUUUGCUUUGUUCAAAGUUGUAAAAUUGCACUUUCAUAUUAUAAAUUAAGUAUUGGCUGCUUUUA
Zingiber officinale is the source of this 4742-nucleotide messenger RNA. RefSeq names its product regulatory-associated protein of TOR 1-like. The record is from RefSeq and is a predicted model, not a curated record. Gene Ontology annotation, cellular component: TORC1 complex; cytoplasm. Bases 281 to 4369 code for a protein of 1362 amino acids. The transcript has 24 exons. Gene Ontology annotation, biological process: cellular response to amino acid stimulus; regulation of autophagy; cellular response to starvation. Gene Ontology annotation, molecular function: protein-macromolecule adaptor activity; protein binding. NCBI's taxonomy places the organism in Eukaryota, Viridiplantae, Streptophyta, Magnoliopsida, Zingiberales, Zingiberaceae.